This is a messenger RNA of Acanthosepion pharaonis, 1683 nucleotides long. NCBI's taxonomy places the organism in Eukaryota, Metazoa, Mollusca, Cephalopoda, Sepiida, Sepiidae. The record is from the annotation of a GenBank genome assembly.
AUGACUGUUCAUUAUUUAUUAUCUAUCUAUCUAUCUAUCUAUCUAUGUGAAUAUCUAUUUAUCUCAUUCAAUCAUAUCUAUCUAUCUAUCUAUCUAUCUCAUUUGAUGCAUAUUAAAUUUAUAUCUCUCUCUGUCUGUCAUUUCAAAAUGUUGAUAUAUUUUAUAAAUUUAUCUAUCUAUCUAUCUAUCUAUAUAUCUAUCUAUUUAUCUAUCUAUGUCUGGAUUCUACUUCAUUCUAUCCUUCUCUUUGCCGUCGACGGACGCCCGCACAGUUCGGUGCUGAAUCAACUACUAGCUUCAUUCACCCGCCCAUUCACGCCCCGAUUCAAUGGUAUACCAACACACGCGGAAUCCUCAUUCAACUUAUUCGCCUCAAACGCUGGACAGACCCAAACGCGCACUCACCCAGCGUACUUACAUAAUCACUCGGUGUUGAUAUUAAAUAUGCUGCAAGUUACAAAUAUAUCACUUUCUUCAUUGUCUUUCUUGCCCGCAGUCGUUCAUCGUCUGCUUUUUCCUAAAGUUUUCUCUCCUCUUUUUUACCCGACCUCUCUCUCUUCAUUUCAUUCAUUUUUUUUCUUCCUCUUUCUUUCAUUUUUUUAUGUUCUUUUUUUUUCUUGUUUUCAUUGUUCUUUUUUCUUUCUUUCUUACUUUUAUUUUAUUCUGUUUCCAUUUUUCUUUCUUUCAUUCAUUCUUUUGAUAUUUUCUUUCAUUCUUCAUAUUCUUGCUUCCCGUUUGCCGUAUCUUUCACUCUCUCUCUUCUUGUUUUCUUUCUUUCUUUUUUUUUUUUUUUUUUUUUUUUUUUUUUUAAUUUUUUUUUUUUUUUUUUUCAUUCUUCAUAUUUUUUCUUCCCGUUUGCCGUAUUUUUUUCUUCUCUAUAUUUUCUUUUUCUUUCCUUCAUUUUUUUUUUUUUUUUUGUUUUUUUUUAAAAAUUUUUUGUUUUUUUUUCAUUCUUCAUAUUCUUUCUUCCCAUUCAAAAAUUCUUUUUUUGUUUUUUUAUUUUCUUUCUUCUUAAUAUCUUUUUUUUUUUCUUCAUGUUUUUUUUCAUUUUCUUCAAAUUCUCUUUCUAUUUCUUUCUUUUUUAAUGUCAUUUAUCUUUUCAUUCUUCAUAUUCUCUCUUUCUUUCUUUGUUUUUUUUUUCUUCUUUCUUUCUUUCUUUCUUUCUUUCUUUCUUUCUUUCUUUUUCUUAAUGUCAUUUGUUUUUUUCUUUCAUUCUUCAUAUUCUUGCUUCCCGUUUGCCGUAUCUUUCCUCUCUCUCUCUCUCUGUUUUCUUUCCUUCUUUCUUUCUUUCUUUCUUUCUUUUUCUUAAUGUCAUUUGUUUUUUUCUUUCAUUCUUCAUAUUCUUGCUUCCCUUUUUUUCGUAUAUUUUUUCUCAUUCUCUCUCUGUUUUUCUUUUCCUUCUUUUCUUUUUUCUUUUUUUUCUUUUUCUUAAUGUCAUUUUUUUUUUUCUUUCAUUCUUCAUAUUAUUUUUCCUGUUUUUCGUAUAUUUUUCUCUCUCUCUCUCUCUUCUUUUUUUCUUUCCUUCUUUCUUUUUUCUUUCUUUUUUUUCUUAAUGUCAUUUGUUUUUUUUCUUUUUCUUUUCUUCAUAUUCUUGCUUCCUGUUUUCGUAUCUUUAUUUUCUUUUCUCUUCUAUCUCUCUGUUUUCUUUCCUUCUUUCUUUCUUUCUUUCUUUCUUUUUCUUAA